GAUGUCAAAGACACAGCUGUCUCAGCUGUAUAUCGGGAUAUUGGAUACGAAGUGUCGGGGGUAUGACACUGCCCGAAUCCCCUAGGUACGCCGUGAUGUUGCACUGCUGGGAGCUCGAGGCCCACAGCCGACCCAGCUUCUGUCAGCUGGUCGAGCGGAUCGGCACCAUGGUCGACGGCUUCGCACCAAAUGUGUAUAUGGUGAUGCAGGGGCAGGGGUCCCCGCAGCCGGACGAAGUCGCUGGUGCGGCCACACCACCACCGGCCUAUGUGAACUCACCAAGCGGGGGCGAGCCGGACACCAACGAUCCAAGUCCAGUGUAAGCGCCGCCACACGGCGCUCUACCAACCAUGUGAUGCGCGAUCUCUUUGUGAUGAGUGUGUACUGUUCGUUGUGUUUCAGCCCUGGAGCAGAAACUGAGCCGCGUGCUGUGUCCCGAGAAAAAAAAAAGAUUCGUAAAAGAUUUAGUUGUGGACUAUAGUGCAAGUUCCACUACGCAAUUUGGCUGUGUUUGCGGAAGACUCAUAUGUGCUAAGAUUCGGAGCUCAGAUUAUACGUUGUAUCAAAGCCAUGACCAUGAGAAAGUUCGUUUGCGCUCGGAAGCUAUGCGCCGGGCUGAGUAGUAGACGAUGGUCUUCAUGAAAGACAGACUGGCUUUUUUAGUUGCGGAUGUAAGAACAUUUGCUAUGUUAAGUGUAAUGAGCUGACAUGAUUACGCAGUGAGAGCUCAUUAAUUACAUUCAGCUUCAGAAGUCGUGAUUUAAGCUGUUUAUAUUGCUCAUGUUUGUUGUCUGCUGAUCAGUGCGAUGAUAUGACGUACUGAAGGCUGUGCUCGUCGGCCUGUAGACUUGUUUGUGAUAAUCCAGUGUACAAACACGUCUCUUCUUCAAAACCAGCUCAGGUAUGGUAGGUAUAUGGACAUGUAGUUCCAUGUAGUUCAUAUAGUUUCAUGGACAAUGACCUUGCCUAGUUCCGAUAAGGCAACCGGGUAGGUCAAUGUGAUUUUGAUCUCUUGAAACCCUGAGCAGGAUGAGGAAGCGCCAAUAGUGAGAUACUUCUGAUCGAUGGUCGCUGAAUCGGGGUACUGCAUAACUCAAAAGGAGUUCAAAAGUUUCAGUCAGUGAAUGUUCCUUUGUGUGUCAUUUAAAGCAAUGAGAGUUCCUACGUUUUUGUGCCUUUGUGUUUUCGAUGGCAGUUUGUGCUUGUGUCAACCCCGAAACUGUUUGUCAAUACAUAUUGCUUUUUUAC
Molecule: messenger RNA, 1248 nt
Organism: Amphibalanus amphitrite
Lineage: Eukaryota; Metazoa; Arthropoda; Thecostraca; Balanomorpha; Balanidae
Product: tyrosine-protein kinase receptor UFO-like
Exons: 2
Coding region: 63-323 (86 amino acids)
Source: RefSeq, a predicted model, not a curated record